This is a messenger RNA of Pocillopora verrucosa, 883 nucleotides long. RefSeq names its product ras-like protein rasD. The record is from RefSeq and is a predicted model, not a curated record. Gene Ontology annotation, molecular function: GTPase activity; GTP binding. NCBI's taxonomy places the organism in Eukaryota, Metazoa, Cnidaria, Anthozoa, Scleractinia, Pocilloporidae.
UCCUGAGCUGAACGAAGUACACCGCUUUCAAGCUCUGCGUCUCGUAAUAUUUCACUACAAAGCACUGUUGCACACCAUGACCGAGAGAGUUUAUAAAAUUGCUGUUCUUGGGAACGAAGGAGUCGGCAAAACAGCACUGUUGGUACGUUUCCUGUGUCAUCGAUUUAUUGGGGAAUAUGAUCCUACAAUUGAGGAUUGUUAUCAGCGUAAAAUAACAGUGGAUGGUGAGGAAGUCACCAUUGAUGUGCUAGACACAGCUUACAGGAACACGCCAUCGAAGCUUGUGGAGAAUUUUCUCCACGUGGGAGAUGGUUUCAUCAUUGUCUACUCCAUGACAGACAGGAAGAGUUACAUCACAAUCCCGCGGUACAAAGAAAUGAUUGAAGAAUCACGUGACUGUACUAUUCAGGGCCCACCUUCGAUAGUACUCAUCGGGAACAAAACUGACCUGGAAGAACAUCGCACAGUCGCGAAGCGGGAAGGACAGACAUUGGCCAAAAGAUACGGGUGGUUAUUCGGCGAAGCUUCAGCUGCAGAAUAUGAUGGCGUGGAUGUCUGUUUUUACGAUGUAAUCCGUGAAAUGCGAGCGCGCAGGUGUAAGAUGAAUCCUUCUGCGCUUCUCCUGCAUCUGAACGAUCUACGUCAGUCCAGUUGCAGUGAUACGGACAGUCAAACAGACGAAAGUCCGUCGGAAAGCAAGAAAAAACGUUUUGUCAAAAAGAAAUUGAGCGAUUCUAGUCGUCAAUACAAAAGGAAAUUGUUUGGUUCGUGGCAUCAUGUGCAUUCAAAGUGAAAGAGAACUUAAGUUUGGUUAAGAUACUUGUAAAGGAAAUCCAAGGCUCUCUGAUUCGUAAUAAACAAUUGGAGAGUUUGAAAGUGAAGA